AAAUUCAAUAAAACAACACACAACGUGACUUAGACAGCACAGUUUUAUCAAAAUAUAUUUAAAAAAACGUGGAGGAUAUUAUUGUUGUUGGUGGUACUGGUGCUAAUGCAAACACAAUCACAAUUUGUGCAAACGCAUACACACAUCGACAGUGACAAAAUGCAUACGUUUCACCAUGAAGAUCAUUCAUUGGAUUCAAUGACAUCGCUGCAUAUGUAUCCAUUUAUCAUCGUUGUAAUUGUGGUGUUAGCCAUCCUCGCCUUUUUCUUUGCACUCAUUUACAGCAUCGCCAAAUGUAUACACAAAUCACUGAGAUAUCGCUACCGAUUCGUCUCAUCGCCUGUAGUAGUAACGACUACAACGAUUCCUGUUCCAAGUGGUCCAGCUCCAAGUACCAUGCCAGGUUUUCAAUAUCCACAAUCACAACCCGGAUACCCUUAUCCACAAGCUGAAAUGUAUCCAAAUCAAGCGAUACCGCAACCGUAUGCAAUGCCACAACCCCAAGUUGAUUACAACCCACCGUCGUACGAUCAGGUCGUACGUGGAGGUGAAGCAUACCAAAAACAAGCACCAUACAAUCCCAACUAUACCGGACAGUAAUCGGUCACGGCAUAAACCUAAUAAGUGCAUCCGCUUACCAAGAUAACAAACUAAAUUAAAUGUAAUAUAUUUGAUUCAUUAAAAAUAGAUACAACACAAAAUUUAAUGUGAUUCACAUAAACGUAGCAAAUACACCAAAUUAAAAGUUA
Molecule: messenger RNA, 749 nt
Organism: Contarinia nasturtii (swede midge)
Lineage: Eukaryota; Metazoa; Arthropoda; Insecta; Diptera; Cecidomyiidae
Product: programmed cell death 6-interacting protein
Exons: 4
Coding region: 106-600 (164 amino acids)
Source: RefSeq, a predicted model, not a curated record